Molecule: messenger RNA, 1416 nt
Organism: Trypanosoma cruzi
Lineage: Eukaryota; Euglenozoa; Kinetoplastea; Trypanosomatida; Trypanosomatidae
Exons: 1
Coding region: 1-1416 (471 amino acids)
Source: RefSeq, a predicted model, not a curated record
AUGACGAUACUGGACCCGGAAUGUUUUCUGGCGCAUGUAUCAAAGUUUGAAACGUACAACAUCGAUUCGUCACUUUAUCCACCGCCUUACGUCCUCCACGGCAGACUCCCUCACUCCAACUUUGUGUGCAGUGCGAGCCUUGUAAACUCAACCCCGUCGUGGUCUUUCUGCCACACAUUUGAAUGCACUGGAGGAGGGAACACUGCGGAGCCCCCGAUGGUGCUGGAGUGCUACGGCAAUAACGGGGAGGAGUUUGUGGGCAUGUGCGCCGUGGAGUUAUCUCAGUUGCUGGAGGCUUCAUCAUCAAAGGACUCGAUCGUGGCGCUGCAGCUGAGGGACGGCUAUUUUGUCAGAGGUGAGAUAUCGUUUCAUGCGACGUUAGAGAAAUUACGCUCGUUCGACAUUCACAUCCCACGCAUGGCCAUUGCGCCACAUUCACCACCGGGAGCCUCCGUGUACGUGGAGCUUUCGUGCGGUUACGAAGGCAGUGACGGCGCGGUGUCCGUGACGUCGGAGCGGGUGGCGACGGAAGUCUUCGAAUGGGCGCCGCUGCCGCCAUUGCUGCAAUGCAGAGUUACUCCCGGAACACUGACGCAAGACGGUGUUUUCGGGAAACUCUUCAGCGACUCCGGGGAGCGGCUCGGUCACUUUCGCAUCGUUGUGCCCACUUCUGUCGUCAGGGGAAUAACAGCACCGGCAUCAUUGUCAGAGGACGGAGUGAGCAGCGAUCAGUUUGAGUUUGACGUUCCCGUGGAGUCAACGCCCUCGGGCAUCGUGCUGCGGUGCGCAGGCAACAUGACGCUUUCGACGGGUGCUUGCCCGGCGGUAUGUCAGGCAUCCGCCGAGGCCUCUUUCGACGCCGAGAGGAGCACAGAAACGCAUGAAUUUUUUCGCGGUGCCCUCUCUGAAGACCUGCAGGUCCUGAGCGAGGUUCUGGAGCAGCAGCAGCAGAUGCUCGGGACGGUUCGAGAGCAGUUGGAAUGGGUGCGGGAUUAUAAGGCCACCAUCAAACAACGACUGGAGGUGUUGCGGCGCCACUCGACGGCGACGGACUCCACAGACGUUGGGAUCAGGAGCCGGAUUGAGAGGGAACUGCAAGGCUGCAUCAUGCAGCGGGAACAACUACGGGAUGAGCUUGCCGCGCUUCGGAAACGCAGAGCGGCGGCCACAGAAGAACAUUUGCUGCGGGUGGAGGAGCAGAGGAGGUUGCAGGAAACGCUGGAGGAGGAACAGGCAAAGGCAGAGUUUCUCCGCGAAGGCGUCAAGAAGUUGCAGCUGGAAAUGCAAACGCAUGCAAAGAUGGAGAAGAAGCGGGAGCAGCUGCGGCUGCGGCAGUCGGAAGAACAGCAGCAACUCAACAGCGAAGAUGCAGAGACACUGGUAGAGGUGAUGCGUUUACUGGAACGACACAAGUGA